GUUAUAAAACCACAGGAUAAAGAUGAAAUAAAUGUCUGCUGUCAAUGAUGUAUAGAUUAGUGUUACAGAAAUCUGUCACAGUGACAGGUGUUAGUGAUUGUAGUCACAUUUCCCGUGUAUCACCAGACCGGGUCUGGAUCAGUGAUGAAGACAAUCUCAUCUUGACAAACACAACAGGUGAUAAACUACAUCAUCUGACAGGUAUAUAUAGUUAUGGUUAUGGAAUACAUACAGUGACAAGUGACGGUGAUUUAAUUUAUAUAGACAGUUACGGUAACAUCAACAAACUGUCUACAGAUCACAGAGUACAGACUACAUUAAUAAAGUACAACACAGCACCAUGGAGACCACUGUGUGUCUACAGCUCCCCCUCCACUGGAGACCUGCUGGUCGGGAUGCGUAAUACUGAUACAGAUACAGGCCAGGUAAACCGUUACAAGAACACAGGACAACACAUACAGACCAUACAGCGCGACAACACAGGUCAGGGACUGUAUAGUAGACCUAGAUACAUCACAGAGAACCGCAAUGGAGAUGUUAUUGUGUCUGACUAUGACCGUGGUGCUGUAGUGGUGACAGAUCGUGUAGGUAGACACCGCUUCUCCUACACAGGACCUCCAUCAGGAUCAGGACUAGUACCACGUGGAAUCUGUACUGACGCGCUGUCACACAUCCUGGUGUGUGAUUAUAGAACCAACACAGUACAGAUGAUUGACAAGGACGGGCAAUUCCUGUCACAGUUAGAGCCAGGACAACACAGGAUAUACGGACCACGUGGCCUGAGUUAUGAUGAUAGAACUCACUUACUCUGGAUUGGAUCAUACAGAAACAACAAAGUAAACAUCUAUAGACUUAUUUAUGGAGACUCUCUGACCGCGCUCUCUCUGGAGAAGAUGAAGUGUGUGAAGCAUCCCAGAGGUACAUUGUCCCAGUUCUGUAUCCCGUGUGAGACUGCCUUGUGUGAGAUGUGCUUCAGGACCUCUAGUGAUCAUAUAAAACAUGAUGUUAAAGAUGUUGAGAAAUUGUUUCGUGAAAUUCACAAGAGAAAAGAUGGAGAUGCAGUGUUGAUAUGCCUUCUUCUUUGCCAGAACUACAAACUAAGUCUUGAAGAAGAACAAUGGAUGGAGAAAUAUAAUGCUGCGGCUAAAGUGUUUAAAUUCAAGAAGAUUAAGAAGCAACCUGAUCCUAGCAAAAUGAAAAAGUACAAACCAGUACUUAAACAAGAUGGCCCCGGGGUAACAUUUGGUUGUGAAUUCUUCAAACACACCAGUUUUCUUAGAUUUGCAAAAGAUCCAAAAUUUGUGGAUAUGUUUCUGAUUUGGUCAGAAAAAGAAAACAUAGCGGAGUAUUGCAGAUCAUGGGUCUAUCCAAAGAAAGAGGGUGAAGUCUUUUGCUGGUUAUUACCAAAGCAAACCGACCAAUUGAUAGACAAACUUGGAGAGGAUAUUUUCACGCAUCCAGCAUGGCAAGACACAUCAAUACAUGAAGCUGUUUUUAGAAACCUUGGCAUACCGAUGCAGGUCAUAAUGAGAGGAGAUGAUUCAGUGAAGAAUUUCCUGGAAAAUCUCAAGAAAGGAAAGACAACGAUGUACCACGCCACUGGGAUGUUAAUAGGAUGCGGAGGCAGUGGAAAAACAACGUUGCUUGGAAGAUUAAAAGGCAUUCACAUGGAAGAUAUUCUGAAAAAUACAAGGUCCACCAGAGGAAUUGAUGUCCAGACCGACGUUUUUGAUGUGUCAAACACCAUCAAAGUAAAUUCAUCAAACCAAAAACAACGCUUUAAGGUUAGAAUUGAAGAAAAAUGUCAGAGUCAAAACAUUCCAAAACCUCGUGUAGAAUUAUCAGAUGAGAUGAAAUCUCUGGAUAUUGAUGACCCAGGGGAUAAUGAAGAAGACACUGCUAGCGAGGCCGCUACUGAUAAAGAGAUGUCACGUGACAGCAUGAACACAGAAGCCGAGUCAAUCAAAGGAGAUGAAGCCACUGCUCCAUUGUUUGAAAAGACAGAGAAAAAAGUUGAAGAAACUCAAACUUCUGCUAAAAAUUCAGAAAGUUGGGGAAUUUUACGAGUCUCCAAACAAGUUUUUGAUGAACCAGAGAAAAAAAUCUCCAUGGUUGACUUUGCGGGGCAGUGUUCAUAUUAUUCCUCACACCAGAUUUUUCUGAGUCCACGUGCAUUCUUCAUUCUGGUGCUCAAUAUGGAGAAAAAGUUUAAUGAAAUGGUUGGAGAAGAAGUGUGUAGCCAGGAACGCUCCAUUUAUAAAGGAUGGACUUACAGAGGUUUGUGA
Saccostrea echinata is the source of this 2285-nucleotide messenger RNA. RefSeq lists its product as uncharacterized. NCBI's taxonomy places the organism in Eukaryota, Metazoa, Mollusca, Bivalvia, Ostreida, Ostreidae. Gene Ontology annotation, biological process: protein polyubiquitination; proteasome-mediated ubiquitin-dependent protein catabolic process; negative regulation of translation. The coding region runs from base 45 to 2285 and encodes 746 amino acids. The transcript is spliced from 5 exons. Gene Ontology annotation, molecular function: ubiquitin protein ligase activity; translation repressor activity; zinc ion binding. The record is from RefSeq and is a predicted model, not a curated record.